GUGUUUCAGAACUCAGACAGCCGCCAUGCUAUCUGCACUACUCACCCUGUUCAUCCUCAGACACUGAUUCCUUAUUGGCCCACUUUAACAGCCUACUCUCCCCACCCUCACGUAAAAGACCAUGACUACUUGACCACGUGGUGUGACCCUAGACCGGAAAUGAGAGAUAUUGGUGUUAUGACGUAUCAAGAGAUCAAGAAAGAACCAAUCUCCCCGGACAGCCAUCAUGGACACUGUUGUCAGAACUACGAUCAGGACGCUGUCGUUGGUCUAACUGAUUAUCACUACAUUAACAACGUUAAAGAGGAAAAGACCAUACCUUGUGAUGAAGAAAUCCCAAAUGAUCAGGAAAUCAUAGAUCUGGUUGACAGUAUGUCACAAGACAGUGACACAUCUUCUAACGCUAGCGGCUCAUCAUAUGACGAGUAUGAUGGUGAAGUAAACAAUGAAGAACAACAUCUUAAUAGGUCACCACUUUCUAACGAUCCAAGAUCAAAAUCUCUUACUAUUCUAAAGCCCAGCAUACAUACUGAAGAUUACCUGUUCAUGUAUGAUUACCAGAGCACCGCUCAGGCUCCUCCUCCUCUGACACCAGAGAGUGCUAGUGAGAUUCUUAAGGGUAUCACGAACAACGAAUCGUCAUAAAGCGGGUCGACCACUAUCGUCCGGAACGAAACUUGUGAUUGAUCGAAUGCAAAGAAUUGUAGGAUUAUAUCAGACAAUGUCUGAUUGUUAAUUGUCAAUUGUCAAUUUUUUUAAGGAAAUAUUCAUUUUUUGUAUUGCAUGUCUCUCUUUGUUGUUUCAUCAAUCACAAUUUUUAUUCUAACAGUAGUGUACAGCUCCGUAAAGCCCCACAAACACAGAACAGUUGUUAUUGGGACUGUAGAUUAUAGUAUAUAGUACAUCCUAUAUUUCAUACCUAACGGGUUUUUUAAUCAACGAAACAUUCAACUGUAAAUGCACCAGUGAUUUAUCCUUCCCCUAAUGACAUCAUGUUUGUGUGUCGAGAGGUGCAUGUCGGGAUUAUUGAAAGUAUCAAGAUGGAAGAUGCGAAGAGCAUUACCUGCCAUCGAAGUGCCUAAGAUAACCGAUACCAAUCCUGAAUACUCAGAUGUCUGUACAUACACUAUUUAGUAUGCCAAAAGAAMAGUCACACCAAUACGCAAGUUUAAGUAUUGUUUCGCACGACAGGCCCACAUACAAAAAAAUACUUUCUUCAAUCCCAUAAUGCACCUCGCCAAACAUUGCAUAGCGUCGCAAAGAGCAUUACGAUUUCCUGUAGUCAAAUAAGGUCUGCUUGGUUUAGCUUUUUGACUUAUCUUGAUUAAUGUUGGCUGUAAAUUAACGCAUGUUGAUUAUAUUCAAAUGGUGAUGUUAGCACCGUUAGACACAGUGCAAAAUCUUCUAUGUAAUUAUCAGACGCAUAGAUUAAACGUGAAAGAAUGAUUUCAUUGGUUUGUAAAAGAUUUAGUAGAGCGUAUAUACUAAAAAAAUAUUGGACCUUUAUUCAGAAUUGAAUGUAUAAAUUAAUCCAUCCUCUCUGAAAUUUACCUUCCGUCUCGUCUCAGGGGGGGAUAUUUUUGUAGAAAGUGAAACUUAGACUUGAUCAGUUUUCAGGGCUGAAGCCCGUGUAAUAUACACAUAAAUAUAGAAAGAGUGUUUUUUUUUUAUAUAAUAUGAGCAAACAUCUAUAUAUAAUCAACUUCCACCUCAACCCUCAGACACCUAUAUUUUACCGACUUUUCGUUGAGUCACUGGACACUGUCGCUAAUCUCGAGGUAUCCCUAUAUGUAGUGAGAGUUGACUGUAUAAGUGUACCUCACUUGUUAGAGAUAUUUAGUUAUCUACAUGUACAAUCUAUUGCAAAAUAACGUGUAACACCCUCCAUGGGUGUGUUACUACAACCUCCCCUCCCUGUGUGCAAUGUUGGUUUUCGCUUAGUUGAAGAAGGAAUCGCUUAAAAAUCGUCCUGGAUGAACGGUCCAACAAUUUACCGGGAAAAGGGGCGGGGGGCGAGGUGUUCCGUUUAUUUUGCAUAAGAUUGUAGGAUUCAGUACGAAGAAGUAUAUACAACAAAUGUACAAUGUUUUAAUAAACUUUGUAUGUUGGAUGAAUAAAAUAAACAAAUCGUUCAAAUCAGGCUUCA
This is a messenger RNA of Exaiptasia diaphana, 2146 nucleotides long. RefSeq lists its product as uncharacterized. The transcript has 6 exons. Bases 160 to 645 code for a protein of 161 amino acids. The record is from RefSeq and is a predicted model, not a curated record. NCBI's taxonomy places the organism in Eukaryota, Metazoa, Cnidaria, Anthozoa, Actiniaria, Aiptasiidae.